AUGCUGGACACGCAACCUGCUAUUUACCAGACGGAGGUGCAAGUUUCCCCGUGCAAGCACAUUCAGGCCAGAAAGCAUCACUUUCCUCCCCCCCCCCCACCCUCCCGGACAAGGGCCAUCCCCCAGACUGUGCUCACAAAGCUGGGCACCCAAGGCGAACGCCCAACCACACCCAGCAUCAGCACGCAGCACAGCAACAUGGACCUUUAUGAACGUCCGGACCAGGGCAUGUCAGCAAGCAGAUGGAAGCGCAGCAUCAGCCAGAGGCCUCCUCCAGCCCCAUACCCCAGACCUCCCCCUUUCAAAGACGUCAUUGACUUAGAAGCUGAUGCUCAUCGGUGUCCUGACCAAUGUAUGGUACAGAAGCUUCUGCAGCGCGGUUGCCACAGGGGGAUGCUGGGGUUUGGGGGCUUGGAGGAGGCUCUGGCUGAUCUGGUGCUCUGUGAUCAGUUCUCCCCUGAACUUGCACUUGUCCGGGAGUUCAUAAAGUCAUGUGCUGAGCUGGUGCUGCUGAUGCUGGGUGAGGUUGGGCGUUCUCCUUUGGGGGCAACCAGCUUGGGGAGCACAGUGACUGGGGGAUGGCCGGGUCUGUGA
Molecule: messenger RNA, 594 nt
Organism: Knipowitschia caucasica
Lineage: Eukaryota; Metazoa; Chordata; Actinopteri; Gobiiformes; Gobiidae
Source: the annotation of a GenBank genome assembly